UUUCCGGUCCUCAAAGACAGUUCGGAGUCGGACGCCCGUCGGAGUAACGCUGCUGAUUUUUAAUUCCUCUUCUUAUCUCACCUCACCUGGCCUUACCGUCUCCUUCCCAACCCGUGAAAAAACUCCAGAGGCUGAUCUGAAGAUGAGGUCCGCUGUGCUGUUCGGGCUGCUGAUCGCCACAGGUCUUGUGGCCGCUGUGCCCCGCGUGAAGAGACAAUCUGCAGUUCCUGCACCGCCCGCCAGGCCUACAGCGCCCCCUAUCGACGAUUCACUGAAGACUGGCAUUUCGGACGCCUUUGGAGAUGCUUCUGCUUUGACGCACUCCUCAGCUGCUAAGUUCAUCAACAACCAGCCGAACGAUUCCUCGAUUAUCCAAGCUCUGAAGGGAGAGAUCGACAUAACCCAGAUCACAGGGCAGGAUUUCGCAAAGAUGCCCGGUGUGCUACUGACCAAACUCGUGGACGAGCAGUUUGAACAGAUUACGGCUGAGCAGAUUGACGCCUGGCUGCGGAACCCCAAGAACGGGUAUGACUUCCAGCAGCUGGACCAGCUGUCCACGCGCGUGUCCGAGGAGAAGUUCGGCCAGGUGCUGACCAGGAUGAAGAACGCGGCAGAGGCCGGCGGGGCUGACGCGCGGCCCAACACCCCGCUCAGCGCGGGCGUGCAGGACUUCCUGGUGCGGAAGUUCGUGGAGUCGAACGUGAACGACACGUGCGCGGAGAUGGCGGGAAAGCUGCAGGCCGUGUCCUUCAUGCCGCAGGGCCUGACUGUGGAGAACCUGGACAGGCUCCGGGAGAACAGCCAGCAGAACUGCCCGCAGGUUGCCAACGCUGUCUUGACGAUCAACAAGCGGGGCGGCCGCUACUGUAAGAUGUCCGCCGGCGCCCGUGAGGAGGCGUGCGACUUCGCGCGCUCGGCGGCCGGGGACGACUGGGGCACCGUGGAGAACCUGGGCAGGCUCCCGCCCUUCGUGGACUGUCUCACGGCCCAGGAUCUGGAGAGCGCGGACACCGACACGCUGAUUGACCUGUACGAUGACGGAUUCUUCCUGAACGUGGACUCGCUACCCGAGGGCGGAAGUGACAUCAUCAGGCGGAAGCUUGACGCGUCCGACCGGAUGCCGAAAGGAGCUGACCUCAUCACCUUCUUCAACAACGUCACCAUGGUGGAGAAGCUGGGCCCGGUAGCCGCGACCAUCGGAGACAUGAUCGGCGACCUGAGCCAGCUGGAGCUGCCCGCCAUGCGGAAGAUGAAGGAGACGAUCUCCGGCAGCCGCGUAUGUAUGGCGGGGGAGACGGAGGCGAGCUUGAAGGGCCGUUCUAAGGAGGAGAAAGAGCUGGACCGGACGCUGCUCCAGGCUGAGAUGUCGGACCCGGCCGCAGUCACCGCCGAAACCCUGAACAGUCUGGUCGGGUCCCUGGCGGAGAUGGCGCCGUCGGAAAUCGAGAACCUGAACCCAGCCGCCGUGGUUGGCGCCAUCAGCACGCUGGCUGAUGAAGACUUCUCUUUUGGGGAGGCGAGGGCUCUGAUCGAGAAGUAUAAGUCUGGGGCAAGCGUCUCCGGAGCCUUGUCUGCAGCCCAGGUGGCCUCCCUGGGGAAACUUGCCGCCAACCUGCCCGUGGAUGAGCUGGACCAGAUGUCAGAUGCCGACAUCCGGAGCUCCAUCUCCACCUUCGCCAGCGCCAAGGCCGAGAUGAGCCCUGCACAGGCCAAGAAGAUUGCCAAGAAGGCCCGCAACGGAAACCUCUUGGAUCAGCUCGACAACGGAGAAAUCUCUGACUUCUUCGACGCCCUUCCUCUCAAUGAGAUAGAAAGCAUCGCAGAUGACAUUGCCGCCGACGUAGCCAACGGGAACUACAGUAAAUACAGCAGUCUGCCGAUGACUGAUGCACAGGAUAAAAUCGGAUCCUUACUGCCUUCUUUCCUACCCGACAGCGAGCUGGGGAACGCGAUUGCCGGGGCUGGAGAUGACGUGUUGGAUCUCAUCUCCAAUGACAACUUCGCGGAGGUCAUCGGCGCCAUGACAGAGCAGGCCGACUUCGGCUCCAAAAUGAACCGGAAGAUGGCAGAGCGGAUGGAAACCGAGAUCAUCACCUCCUUCGACUCGAUGACGCAGACCGUUCUGGACACCAUCCCCGCUGACGUCAUCCCGGACAUGUCGACGGCGAAUCUCGAUGCCGUGCCGUCCGGCCUGUGCGAGGCCGUGGCCCAGAAGGUGGCAGGUUCGGACCGCCUGUUCGAGACGCAGGAGAUCCGCCAGCAGAAGCACGCCACCAACGCGCUCAAGUGUCUGGGCAAGGAGACCAGCGGGGAUCUGGGCGAGUCUGACGUCACUUCUCUAGGUAACCUGAUCUGUGGCGCUGAGGACGCGGUUCUGGGCAGGGUGGACGCUUCAGGCGCCAGGACUGCUCUGGAGAACCUGCAGAACUGCCCGACUAAGUGCCUCUCGGAAGACAGGAAGACUAAGAUUCGGGAAGUCUUUGGGAAGAUGACAGCUGACGCCGAGCCCGCUCAGAUUGACGUGGACUCCAUCGCUGCCAUCGGCCUGAACGCGUAUGUCCUGCCGGACGCAACCAUCGAGGGAAUCCCCAACACCGUCGUUGCGGAGGUUCUCUCCAUGGUGGAUAGUAUUGACGUGGUGAAAGAGGAGGUACUGGAACAGAUGGACAGCAGUUGUGGAAUUGACAGAACUGCGAUGUUUAACAAGAUAGUGGAGGCCACCACAGGAUCGUCCAGCGCCAGACGCAAGAGGUCAACUACAGUGUACACCUGUACGCAGGUGCAGGACCUCGGGAACGCCGCCGUGAGCCUGACGGAAGCCGAGCUGGGCGCCAUGACGGCUGCGGAGUUCACGAACUGCCUGGAGACUCUGGGCGGGCUGACCGGCUGGAGCACCGGCCAGCUGGAGACCAUGAGGGACAAGGUCUUCUCCGACAUCGCGGCAGCCGGCUCCCUGACGACCGACCAGGUCUUCAAGCUGGGUAAGAUCGCCACGGCUUUCAGCACCAGCCACCUGUCGGCACUGGACCUGUCCGACAUCGACGCCGUCUACAACAUCGCCCGGCACAGCGGCUACAGCGCCGCGCAGACCGAAGCCGCCUUCACCAGGUACCUGGGCAGCAGCGCGGUGUCCGGCAUCACGAGCGAGCACCUGGUGGGCCUGUCCAACUUCCUGGGCGGCAUGACGGCUGCUCAGAUCGGACAGAUCAGCAACGCCGCCUUCCUGGACUCUGUGGCAGACAUCGGGAACCUGACGGGCUUCAGCUCGGACCAGUUCACGGCUCUGAAGGACAAGGCGAUCUCCGCUAGCGGCGCCGUCAGCACCUGGUCCGCCGCUACUGUCCAAAACAUCGGCACUGUGGCAGCCGGUCUGAGCGAGGCUGAACUGACUGCCCUGACGGACGCCCAGGUUCCACAGCUGACUCCUGGCGCCAUAGGACUCAUCCCUACAAGCACCUUCGCCAACGGAUUUUCCGUGGCCCAGAUCAACCUGCUGAGCAUGGAGCAGGCGCAGGCCGUCACAAACGAUCAGUACUUCGCCCUCUCCACCGAGCAGAAGAACGCCGUCGACCUGGCCCAGUACGGCUCGGAUGACGUCUCCGACGCGCCCCCUCGCAGCGGCGUCAGUGGCGUCCACGCAUGCGUGAUGCUGGUGUUCUCCGCAGUUCUCAUCCGUCUGCUGUGAUGACGUCACUGCCACUCUGACGUCACGGCCGAUGACGUCAUUGGUGUAUGCUGCUUGCCGUGUGGAAAUUGUGCUUCUCUGUUUUUAACGUUUGACUGAAAACUGUCUGGAAUGUCUGUUAGUAGCAAUAAGUGUAAAUAGCGUCUUAUUACACAUCGACAGCUUACAUGGAAAAUAAUGUUUUUUCAUACCAAAUGUGAACUCCAUUCAAUUCAGCCAUUGGCUGCUAUGUGCCAAGUACUGUACAGAAACGUGAAAUUAAGUAAACUGUUAUUAUCAUAUUCAUAUAUAAAAGGAGGGCGAUGAUACCACAGGGAAUAGUUUUGUAUGGACAGGAUUUGAAAAAAGAGAUUAUGUUUCUUAAACUAAGAUGUCUUUUAAAGAUAAAGCUAUGAAGGAAGAAAGAUGAUACGAUACAACUUUCAUGUUCAUCUUUGAGGAGCUGCUUUCCGAAAUGUAGCAAAAUCCAACAUAUCAUAACGUAGGGAAAUAUUAUAUAUGUAUAUAUCAGUCUUAUUCAAACCUUUUAUACUAUGCAUGUGUAAAGGCGUCCCCUCAACUGACUUAUGACUUGUGCUAAGACGUAAUUUGAUAACAUUUGCUCACUUCUUUGACCAUCAGAAAGCAGUGUUAUAAACCGUCUACGCCGACGUACAUUAGCGACAGAGUUUUGUUAGGCGUGGUCGACAAUAAAAAUGAGGUCAGAAAUGAAUUUUGAGGGCGUUGUGAAGUACAGAUAUGUGGUUACCUUUCGUGUCUGUUUAUAUUAUAUCUCUAUUUUUCACAUUUAUUCUCUUCCGAUGAUACCGAUGACUACAGGCGCUGUUGCCUGGUUAUGACAUAGCUGUGUGCUAUAUUGAAUGCAUGUUUGAAUACCGAAAUAAACUGUGUUUUCUCCAAAA
Branchiostoma floridae (Florida lancelet) is the source of this 4587-nucleotide messenger RNA. RefSeq names its product otoancorin-like. The record is from RefSeq and is a predicted model, not a curated record. Bases 143 to 3685 code for a protein of 1180 amino acids. NCBI's taxonomy places the organism in Eukaryota, Metazoa, Chordata, Leptocardii, Amphioxiformes, Branchiostomatidae. The transcript has 27 exons. Gene Ontology annotation, cellular component: cell surface. Gene Ontology annotation, biological process: cell-matrix adhesion.